GUGGCUAAUGAUGUUUAGUUAGAUCGACAAAGCACUCACCGUGGUAAAAACUCUGGUUAAUCAAUAAAUCUAUUGUGCUGAAAGAUAAUCAUACCAAACUUUGAAGAUGAAGUUUCUUCUUUCAUUUGUUAUUUUUUACACUCUUGCAGUCUCAGCUCAUGCCGCUGUUUAUUGGACUGGCUGGCUUGACCGAGACAACCCAUCUGGAACUGGCGACUGGGAAACGUAUAACAGUUUUAAACCCCGUCCCUGCAGAGCUGGUUAUAGACCACUUGGUGCAAACUGCAGAGUGAAGCACACUUAUCAACCCUGGUAUGCAGCAAAUCAAAACAUAGCUUUGCAGUGCACAUCGGGUGGAUUCGUGUGUAAAAACAGCGACAACACUCAAUAUUGUAAAGACUACGAAAUCCAGUUUCGCUGCUACAGACGAUGAGACAAUGCUCAAGAUGGUGAAAAUGUUCUAAAUCCAUGUUUUAAUGUCUUAACGAAUAAAUCUUUUUUCACUAAAAAAACUAUUUUUGUUGUUCUUC
This is a messenger RNA of Dendronephthya gigantea, 530 nucleotides long. Its product is annotated as cartilage intermediate layer protein 2-like. Lineage: Eukaryota; Metazoa; Cnidaria; Anthozoa; Malacalcyonacea; Nephtheidae. The transcript is spliced from 5 exons. Bases 107 to 433 code for a protein of 108 amino acids. The record is from RefSeq and is a predicted model, not a curated record.